UCGCAGACUGAUCUACUGCGCAUGUACAAGGACCCCUGCAUGCCAGUGUGACCAAAUGGCUUGUGGAAAAUGCAGCGCUGGAAGCCGUAAACAAAAUUAAGACCAUAUUUGAAGAUGACAGAUCGGAGGAAUAUUACAUUCUGUUUCCACAUCUGAGUCCAGUUCUGCCUUCACUAUGCGGGGACGGGAGGCUGGACGUUUGACUUGAGAAACUAUUUCUCAAGGUGUUGCAAGUUGACGUUGCAUACUGGAAAUCGGUUGCUGUCCACAGAAAAGCGCAACAUUGGCUAGCUACUGGUUUUCUCUGGAGACGUUUAAUGACACUGCGUUGACGGCAAGCUAACUGCUAUGGCUCGGAUACAAGGAAAUGGUCUCCAGGCGGUGGAUGGCAGAAGCUUGCGCGGCACCACAGAGAGCCUGUCUAACCCUGAAGACAACUCCUUCGGCUCCGACUCCGAAGUCAACGGCUUUGCCAGCACUGAAAGGGAAACCGACAAAUACGGAUUUAUCGGAGGGGCGCAGCAAAGCAGCAGCGAGUCGGCUGAGGACGUCCCGCCGGAGGUGCUGAGGCAGCGGGAGGUGAAGUGGUUGGACAUGCUCAACCACUGGGACAAGUGGAUGGCCAAAAGACACAAAAAGGUGAAGCUGAGGUGUCAGAAGGGCAUCCCCCCCUCGCUGCGGGGACGGGCGUGGCUGUACCUCUCCGGGGGGAAGGUGAAGAGGGAACAGAACCAGGGAAAGUUCCAGGAGCUGGACAGUCAGGCUGGGGACCCUAAGUGGCUGGAUGUGAUUGAGAGGGACCUGCACAGGCAGUUCCCCUUCCACGAGAUGUUCGUGGCCCGGGGGGGACACGGGCAGAAGGACCUGUUCAGUGUGCUGAAGGCCUACACCCUGUACAGACCAGAGGAGGGUUACUGUCAGGCCCAGGCUCCUAUCGCUGCUGUGUUGCUCAUGCACAUGCCUGUGGAGGAUGCUUUCUGGGGUUUGGUCCAGAUCUGUGAGAAGUACUUACCCGGAUACUACAGUGCAGGCCUGGAGGCGAUCCAGCUGGAUGGGGAGAUCCUGUUUGCCCUGCUGCGGCGCAUCUCUCCCCUGGCACACCGGCACCUGAAGAAGCACAAGAUGGACCCCAUCCUGUACAUGACGGAGUGGUUCAUGUGCGCCUUCUCCCGCACCCUGCCCUGGGCCUCGGUGCUGCGCAUCUGGGACAUGUUCUUCUGCGACGGUGUAAAGAUCAUAUUCCGGGUGGGCCUGGUGCUGCUGAAGUGCAUGCUGGGAUCUCAGGAGAAGCUGAAGAAGUGCCCGGGGCAGUACGAGACCAUGGAGCUGCUUCGGGCCAUCGAGCCUCGCUACAUGCAGGAGAGCUUCCUGGUCCGGGAGGUGCUGGAGUUGCCCGUGUCGGAGCGCGACAUCGAGAAGGAGCACCACUCCCAGCUGCGUCGCUGGAAGGAGACGCACGGCGAGCUGAGCUGCAAGUCCCCUCCCAGAAUGCACGGCGCCCGCGCCAUCAUGGACGCCGAGCCACCCAGCCGGCAGGACCUUAGGCAGAAGCCCACCAUCAUCGUGGAGUACCCCCCGGCCCCCUCCUCGGUCCGGGACGGGAAGGAGGAGAAGGAGCCGGAGAGGGAGAAGGGAAUGGAAAACACGGAGCACGCACCCCUUUACCACGUACACAGCGAGGCCCCGCCCCUCCGCAAAGACACGGCCCUCGCCGGCUCCACCCAGAGCGUCAGCAGCGCAGAGCAGGACACCUACCUGUAGCUCGCCCUCCGGAGGCAUGGGGUGGAACUGCGGUCGCGGUUGGCAGGGAGGGGCUGGGCAUGAAUGCUGAUUACUUGGCCUCAGAGUCUUCAGGCUCAUUCCAGUCACUGAUUUUUUUUUACUCUUGAUCUGGAAAUCGAUCGAGGUUGUACCAUCUAUGAGGACCUUUCAACCCAUUAAAUGUUUCUUCGAGGAGCGAAAAGUAGAAGUUAGGAACUCCCAAUCUUUCAAGAAAGAAAAGUGUCAAGCAAGAAAACAUCAGUGUAUCCUUGGAAGUAUGUUUUUGGAAAGCGUGAUGUAUAAAUGAUUGACCUGUGGAUCCAUCUGCCACAUCUGUAACAUGUUUUCUCAGUUCCUCCAUAUUCCCUGCCACUUCUUGCCUCUCCCGAUGAGUGGAGCUGGGAGUAGGAAAAAAAAAAAAAGAGUUUGGAAAGAGCCCCUGGUCUAGACCCUAGCCCCUCCAACUUGACCUUCUGCGACCCUCCUGACCCAGGCCGUUUACAAACAGUGACCCUCCACUGACCCUCGAUGCAAAGCUGUCUAUAGAGUCUUUAUUUUUUAUAUCUCACUGCAGCAGUCUGAGCGCUGUUUGUAAACGUAGAAAACAAGAAAAAAGCUACUGAUCUGAGACCAGACCAACCGAGUGCUAGACCAAACCCCCAAGCACUGAUCUGGGAUCAGCUAACUGAAUGCUAACCCUCUCCCAAACCCCCUUGUGCAAAAGAAGCUCAAGCUGAUCUCAGGUCAGGGCUGGAGGACACUCCUCCAUCUCUCCAUUCAGGUCUUCCACAUCAUUCCUUUUUAGGGACUUGGCGAGGUCUCUCGCAGCCUCUCCAAGCCCUGUACCAGCGGCCAUCUUGUAUUGGGUCUUAUUUUUGAGCUGUCAUUCAUGUGGGAAGAACAGCCGCAGGACUUCGACUGUGACAUCAUGGAGGAUAAUGGCAGAUAUACAAUGCAGGAGAUUGUGCAGUCAAUCAGCUAGGGUUGGGGAGAUGGUUUUGCGUAGUUUCUUUUUUCAUGUCAUUGGAUCAAUGUUAUCUGAUCUCCAUGACCAAGUGCCAACUCCCCUUCCUGCAGGGGAGGAAAUCUCCCAUGCAAGUGCCAACCAGUCCCCAGCCCUACUAAGCUUCGCCUGUCUGAUGGGAGAAGGCCACAGCGUAUCCUUACAGCAGUUAUUUCAAACUCAAUCCCACGGAGGGCUGUGUGUAUGCCGGUUUUUAUUCCAGCCUCAGAUCUUAAUUACACACUCACUGAGCACUUCAUUAGGAACAUAUGUACACCUACUUAUCCAUGCAAUUAUCUAAUCAGCCAGUUGUGUGGAAGCAGUGCAAUGCAUGAAAUCAUGCAGAUACGAGUCAGGAGCUUCAGUUAAAGUUUACAUCAACCAUCAGAAUGGGGAACGAAACGUGAUCUCAGUGGCUUUGACUGUGGAAUGAUCGUUGGUGCCAGACAGGGUGGUUUGAGAAACUGCUGAUCUCCUGGGAUUUUCACGCACAAGAGUCUCUAGAGUUCGCAGAGUAUGGUGCGGAAAACAAAAAACAUCCCAUGAACAGCAGUUCUGCAUUGUUAACGAGAGGUCAGAGAAGGGCCAGACUGGUCAAAGCUGACAGGAAGGUGACAGUAAUGCAAAUAACCACACAAUACAACAGUGGUAUGCAGAAGAGUAUCUCUGAAAACACAACAUGUCAAACCUCUAAUUGGAUAGGUUACAGCAGCAGACAACUUAAGUCUAAAAAAAUAAUAAAGUGCUCACUGAGUGUAUAAUUAGCUCAAUUAUUUGCUGAAUUAGGGCCUUAAGGUUUGCACAUAGUGUAUAUAAAAUGUGUUAUUUGUAUUGUCUAAAUAGCAAUCGCUGCUUGUAUUCUGUGCUUUAAUUCAGUUAAAUGCAUAUGGCUGACUGAGUAAUGGGAAUCAGUUAUGGCAGUGUUAAUUCGCACGCACACGGCCCUCUGUGGCAACGGGUUCGAGACGACCGCUGCGUAGCCUGGCUUCACUUCAGCUCUCUCCGGGGGAUCGAUGUUCUCUCCCGUUCCUUAUCCCAUCCUCCAGAGAGAGGCUUAUGCGUCUCGCGUUUCAUACAUACCUUCCCUUGACACCGCUUGGGUGCUCACUGAGGCGGGUCAGGCUAAGCAUCUUUCCCAAAGUUUCAGUGGCACUGCCCCGCCUGGGGUUCAUACCUGCAACCUCCCAGUUCCAUGACAUUACCCUGCUGCCAGGUCGUUCCGUUAGCCGCUCUCACUUGUCAUUCAAUCAGCCUUAAGCUCGGGGGAUGGUGGCGGGUGAUUUCACCAGCGGUAUGGGAUGGCGAUAAGUUGUAGUGAAUAUUCCUGAGCACUAGAGGGUGCUGUUUGACAGCAGUUCCCUUCAGUUUUAAGCAUUCCUCUUCAUCCAGCUUCGAUAGCAUUCAUCUGCCCAGUUAAAACAUUCCACAUUCUAAUGGACUGGGAAGCCUUUCACAAAGUCAUUAUUUACCCUCUUAAACCACAUAAAAUAGCCAAACAGAAUCAGAACUGUGACAUUUUCAUGGUCGUGGUAGAAACGGUCACGCAGAGCGAGACAUUCAUUCUACGCACCCCCUGUAUUCCAGCCCUUUUCCAGAGCACUGUUCCGCAGAUGGGUUUAAUCACAAAAUGGCCGCCUGGGUUGAGUCGCUGCUCUCCCCUGUGGGUUUUAUACGCUAGGAAGGCCACUUCUUUAUCAACAGCCUGGGCCUUGGGAAGUUCCAUAUCAGAACUGUUCUUUUUCAAUGACACAUCCAACUUUCCAAGCUGGGAAGAGAACACAAUAUUUAGAGUAAAUGGCUGGAAGUGGUUGUUUGAAUUGUUUGGCAAUGAGCAAAAUUUGUUAAGAAUUGGCAUUGGAAUGUAGCAAAUUGAAUUACAAACUCCAGUUCCUACCAAUCUCUAUAAAGUGUAGUGACCUCUUGAAAGCUGUAGUUUGAUCGUGAAUUGGGUGUUUUGUUUUUUAUAUUGAUUGCCUCAUUCCUUAAUACAAAUCAACAAAGAACAAUCAGACAAAUGCAGUUUCAAUAGUUUUGUUGUAUCUCAUUGCAAAAUCUCAUCGUGAAUCCAAGCAUUCAUUUAGAGAUCUGUUCAGGAAUUUGACGACUUUUAUUUUAUUAUUUUUCUUUACUUCUGUUUCUGCUUUCCAAGCAUACUGCAGUGUAUUGACUUCAUGCAGUGAAUCAUGGGAAAUGUAGUUCUGUUCUGCAUGAUAGUUACAGGAUGAAGCAGGAAAGGGCACUAAGUGGAAAAUUAACGCUCUCCUCAGGCCUGUGUGUCUGAAUCCGUCUCUGCACUGGGAGUUCCUGGAAUGAGAGGUGCUGUUUGAGAGACCACUUGAAAAAACGGGAACGUUUCACUGGCAGAAAUGACGGGAUAUAUGUGUAUGUAAAGUAGCCAAAUGGCACCACGGACUUCGAAUCAUUUAUGCUUUUAUGUACAAAAUUAUUUUUUUCAUACCUGUAAAGAUUUACAUUCUUGUAUAUAACAUAAAGAUAACAGACUUACGACACUAUAGAUUUAUAAAUUAAAUCUUUUGUAAAGCUUAAAGUUUUUGUUGAUGGGAGGAAUGUAUGAGCUGUUUUUCUUGGUUUCUUUCUUGCUCAUAGGAAAGUACAUUAAUUCAGAGCUGUUAUGUGAAUGCUUUUUUCAGGGCAUCUUUACUAUGGAAUACUGUGGCCUGCCUGGUGUGCUGUCACACUCGCUCUGCUGGAGGGAAACCAGUGACCAGCCUUCUUACGCCCUCACCAAGCCCAACAUGUUCACUCAUGAUUGGCUCAGCGCUAGCUUGCGUGUUCCAGUACGUCCCAUUCUUAUUGGUGCCCACUGAGGUCACCUAUGACCAUUGUUGGCUUUUGUAUGUAUAUAUAUAUAUAUAUAUAUAUAUGACCCGACCAUUAAUCCACACUAACCACUGCAACUCCGACCAAAGCUCUUUACACUCACCAGCCCGUGUUCUGUUAUUAAUUUGUUAUUGUUAAUGUGAUCAGCGGAUAUACACUCCAUUUAAUGUUAAAACUCUGACCGCACAGUCCCGCAGUUCCUGGAGCUUUGCUGGAACACACACCACUCCAAAGGCCUGGUCCUUUCCUCCAGUGAGCGAUCGUGUUGACGUGCCACCGUACGAUAGGUUCACAUACCUCUCAGGAGGUGUCCUCUUUCCCCAAAACCAGCAUCAGGAUUUGAAGGCCUUGAAGUGUUUUCUCUGUGAAUGUUUUAGAACCCACCAAGCUUUCCUGAUCUCCAGUAUUGAGAGACAGGAGGAAGGAUUUUUCUUUUGUUUUUAAUCCAAAAUCUGUUCUGGUAUCUAAUGCUGUAGAAAAAAAGACACAUUUUACAGUGAAUAAAUUUGAUACUAUUAUAACA
Molecule: messenger RNA, 6128 nt
Organism: Conger conger (European conger)
Lineage: Eukaryota; Metazoa; Chordata; Actinopteri; Anguilliformes; Congridae
Product: TBC1 domain family member 10A-like
Exons: 10
Coding region: 349-1761 (470 amino acids)
Source: RefSeq, a predicted model, not a curated record